AUUGAUUUCUUUCUCAGACAUUUUAUUCUUACUUCAACCGAAUCCAGCUGGCCAAAGCCAAAUCACAAUGCCGUGGAAGACAGCCCUUUCCGAAUUGGCCCAAGUCGUUCGAAACAACGUCGAAAAGGUCACGAAGAUUUUGCCGGACAACUUGACAACACGCAGUAAUGCUGUGAAAACAGUUGAUCUCCGUGUUGAUGUGCACCAGAGCUCCAAAGAUCCGAACAGGGCUGUGGCUAAGAUCCAAGCAAAUGCACAAGCCAAGGAUAGUGCGGUCAAGGAUUACAUCAAAUCAGGGAACAAAGGUGGUGGUCAUAAGGGAACGCACAAGAACAUCGCUGAGAUACCCUUCGAUCGUACCUCCUUUGAUGUCGAUGACUUCACAUCUAAGAUCGAAAAUGCGCGCAAAUAGCCCGAUCCACAGGGUCAACGAAAUCUUGAAAACUUACUGAUAAUAUUGGGACGCAUAUAACGAGAAAAUAACGAUACCGCGACGCCGAAUACUUAUAAUGUUACACCGAGACAAAAUAAGCAACUGAGAAGCGGUGGAUAUGGGAUCGUGAGGUGACUUGCAAAUACAAUCUUUGUUAUUACUACAAGAAACACAACAAUGGGGCAUUUGUAUGUAAUAGAGCUAGAUAACUUUGAAGUAGAAACGAG
Aspergillus wentii DTO 134E9 is the source of this 660-nucleotide messenger RNA. RefSeq lists its product as uncharacterized. The coding region runs from base 68 to 412 and encodes 114 amino acids. NCBI's taxonomy places the organism in Eukaryota, Fungi, Ascomycota, Eurotiomycetes, Eurotiales, Aspergillaceae. The record is from RefSeq and is a predicted model, not a curated record. The transcript is spliced from 2 exons.